Molecule: messenger RNA, 4783 nt
Organism: Coregonus sp. 'balchen'
Lineage: Eukaryota; Metazoa; Chordata; Actinopteri; Salmoniformes; Salmonidae
Source: the annotation of a GenBank genome assembly
AUGGCAGAUAGCAGGUGUGUGUUGGUGGUCCUGUGGACGAGCAUGGAGUGUGUGUGUCUGAGGCAGGGGCCAGGCACCACUGUCCUGCUGCUACACGCCUUGGCCUGGGCAUGGACAGGUCAGUAACAAGACUUGAUCAUGGAAAAUAUACCACCACACAGUAUACUACUCAGUUCUUUUUGAGUUACAGUAUAUUGAUAAAGAAUAUAGAUUCUCAUGAGAAACAGAUGAAAAGUACAUUUAAAUAGACACUGGGUUUCAAGUGCACAUAUUUUUUACAUAUCAACUUCUCUAUACAUCCAGGUGCGAUCGAAUUUGCCCUCAAGAUUGAUGGACGGCAUCGAACUGCACUAACAAUGAAAGAGAAUGUCACCCACAAGUUCAACUGCCAAUCAGAGGGUUGGAAUCCUCAUGCCCCGCCCCUGCUGACGUGGUACCUCAACGGGAAGCGACAGAGACAGCCGACGGACAAACGGAUACCUGGGCGCCUAGUGGUGACAUCACAGGAGGAGUCUGGGCUGCUGAAGCCGGACUCCAAGCACAACAGCACCUUCUCUCUGAGAGCCAGGAAGUGGGAUAGAGAGCUGGUGUGUGCCGCCUCCAGCCCUAACAGUGGAGAGAUCUACAACGCCACCGUCACCCUCAAUGUGCAGUGUGAGUAGGCUUGUUGAAUGAUCUACUGAUGUUUUGUGGUGUGGGAAUGUGUUUAUAUUAUUAUAUGUUGUGGCUGUUAAGGUUUCACUUACUUGUUGAAUUAAGGUCACAUAACCAAAUACAGUAUUAACCCCAGUCCUUCUGCUUACUCCGAUAUUAUCAUUGGCCCCAGUGCUAAUAUCAAUAUCCAAUUUGAUCCCACCACUGUAGGUUAUUUAAACCCAGUAGUACAGUGCAUUCGGAAGGUAUUCAGACCCCUUGACAUUUUCCACAUUUUGUUACUUUACAGCCUUAUUCUAAAAUGGAUUAAAUUGUUUUUUCCCCCUAUCAAUCUACACACAAUACCCUUAAUGACAAAGCAAAAUCAGUUUUAUAGAAUAAACCCCACCCCCUCCCGGAAAUAUGAUAUUUACGUAAGUAUUCAGACCCUUUACUCAGUACUUUGUUGAAGCACCUUUGGUAGCGAUUACAGCCUUGAGUCUUCUUGGGUAUGGCGCUACAAGCUUGGCACACCUGUAUUUGGGGAGUUUCUCCCAUUCUUCUCUGCAGAUCCUCUCAAGCUCAGUCAUUUUGGAUGGGGAGCGUCACUGCACAGCUAUUUUCAGGUCUCUCCAGAGAUGUUCGAUUGGGUUCAAGUCCGGGCUCUGGCUGGGACACUCAAGGGACAUUCAGAGACUUGUCCCGAAGCCACUCCUGCGUUGUCUUGGCUGUGUGCUUAGAGACAUUGUCCUGUUGGAAGGUGAACCUUUGCCCCAGUCUGAGGUCCUGAGCACUCUGGAGCAGGUUUUUAUCAAGGAUCUCUCUGUACUUUGCUCUGUUCAUCUUUCCCUCGAUCCUGACUAGUCUCCCAGUCCCUGCCGCUGAAAAACAUCCCCACAGCAUGAUGCUGCCACCACCAUGCUUCAUCGUAGGGAUGGUGCCAGGUUUCCUCCAGACGUGACACUUGGCAUUCAGGCCAAAGAGUUCAAUCUUGGUUUCAUCAGACCAGAUAAUCUUGUUUCUCAUGAUCUGAGAGUCUUUAGGUGCCUUUUGGCAAACUCCAAGCGGGCUGUCAUGUGCCUUCUACUGAGGAGUGGCUUCCGUCUGGCCACUCUACCAUAAAGGCCUGAUUGGUGGAAUGCUGCAGAGAUGGUUGUCCUUCUGGAAGUUUUCCCCCAUCUCCACAGAUGAACUCUGGAGCUCUGUCAGAGUGACCAUCAGGUUCUUGGUCACCUUCCUGACCAAGGCCCUUCUUCCCCGAUUACUCAGUUUGGCCGGGCAGCCAGCUCUAGGAAGAGUCUUGGUGGUUCCAAACUUCUUCCAUUUAAGAAUGAUGGAGGCCACUGUGUUCUUCAGGACAUUCAAUGCUGCAGAAAUGUUUUGGAACCCUUCUCCAGAUCUGUGCCUCGACACAAUCCUGUCUCGGAGCUCUACGGACAAUUCCUUUGACCUCAUGGCUUUGGUAUUUGCUCUGACAUGCACUGUCAACUGUGGGAACUAAUAUAGACAGGUGUGUGCCUUUCCAAAUCAUGUCCAGUGAAUUGAAUUUACCACAGGUGGACUCCAGUCGAGUUGUAGAAACAUCUCAAGGAUGAUCAAUGGAAACAGGAUGCACCUGAGCUCAAUUACAAGGCUCAUAGCAAUACUUAUGUAAAUAAGGUAUUUCUGUUUUUUAUCAUUAAUAAAUUUGCUAAAAUUUCUAAAAACCUGUUUUCACUUAAGUCAUUAUGGGCUAUUGUGUGUAGAUUGAUGAGGAAAACAUUUAAUUUUAACCAUUUUAUAAUAAGGCUGUAACGGAACAAAAUGUGGAAAAAGUCAAGAGGUCUGAAUACUUUCCGAAUGCACUGAUGUGAACUGAUGUGAUGCUCAGUUUCCCUCUAUUUCUUCUGUUCCCCUACCUUUUCUAUCCCAGUCCUGCCAGAGAUUCUGCGUGUGAACGCUCACUACACUGAAACCUCAGACCCUGGCCUCUCCCUGGUCCUCUUUGCCUUGGUACAGUCCAACCCCCCUGCCCACAUCACCUGGGUAGACCAGUCUGACCAGCUGGUGGCCAGCACCUCGGACUUCCUCAUCCUGGACUCGUGGAGCUACCCCUGGCUGACCAAUCACACGCUGCGGGUCACCCUGAGCAGCCUAUCAGGGAAUGUCUCCGUGAACGCCAGCAACAGUGUCGGUGCAGCUCAGAGCAACCUAGCUCUGGCAGGUCAAUAUCACUUUUACCCUUUUCUCACUAUCGUGCCGAACCGAACCAAACAGUCUUGCAUAUUUUCUUUUCAGCGAAAGGUGGAUGCGUAACCAGGCCAGCUGAGCAUAGCUUGUUUUGGCCCAGCUUGGUUCGGCUCAGUAGUGUGAAAAGCCCCUUUUUCUACUACAGUCCUGUAUCUGUAUUCUCCAGAGUUCCUCCAGUCCAGGGUGGAUGUGCCGGUGCUGGGCAUCCUGACAGGGGGCGCUGUGGGCUUCAUUACCCUCCUCUUCCUCAGCCUUCUGGUGCUCUGCCUUCUUCACAAGAACAAGGGCAAGGCCAUCAUCGGUGAGACAGGGGAACAAGGAGGGUGGGAGGAACUGUUUUAUUUUGAUGAUACAAUGAAUGAGGUGCUUUAAGUCUCUGAAGAAUGUCUGUGCCUGUUCUUUUUCAGAUGAGCCAGUCGAGAUUAUAAUGGCGAAAAAAUGGUAAUGUACAUUAUUUGGCCAGUCUAUCUGUUGUUUGUGUCUGUGGUCAGCAUAGGUGUGGGUCUAAAAUGUGUCUUUCUUUGAAUAAAUUAAAAAGGGUGAGGGAGUACUGGAUAAGAGCAUCUGCUAAAAUGACAAAAAUGUAAUACCUACGUAUUGUAUUCAAUGGUAUAUAUUUAUGCAUGAGCAUGCUCCUCUUUAUGUAUGUACAGUACAGUAUAUAAGGCAAGUGUCUGUAUAAUAAUAUACUUUACAAGGGUAUAUUCACUAGGAAACAAACGGAAGCAAACAGGCCGAAACGGGGAGGGGCAUACCAGAACUUAUCCAAUAAGAGACUGUAAUUUCCAUUGUUAUGGUUUCCUACGUUGUGCACUAAUGAAUACAUGCCAUGAUUCUUGUUUCAGUAUCGAAUCACCUACUAUGAAGGUAGACAAGAUAUACCUACCCAGAGAGAACAUGUCUCUACCUUCCAACAUGCAACUCAACGACCUCAGCACCCUGCGUAAAGGUAAGACACUACUGUUGAGAGACAGAUACCUCAUUAGAAUCUCAUGAAUGGUGCAAAGCAAUUACAGAACAGGAGCAGGAAACAGAGUGGUCAUUUUGGUGCCCUGGGCACUGGCAUCUGUCCCUGCGGUCUUCUCCAUGACUCCGUCCCAUCUGUUAAUCUACUUCCUCAUCCCCGUGAUGUCUCUCUGUAGCACGAGAGGCCGCCAAACACCACCUUGGGGAGAAGAUGAGCGAGGAAGAAGUAGAGGAGGAUCUGUCUGCUGCCUACGCUGCUAGGGGUAAGACAGGGUUCAGAGGUUUAGGGUUAGCUUGCCUGUUGAAUGGAAAUUUGUUGGCCCACUCCACACUAAUGUAAUGUGUUAACUUUUUUCAGGCUGUUAUGAUGGGUGUGCAUUUGUUAAUAUAUUAUUGGAUGUGUAUGUGUGUGUAUAAUUCUUGUUUGUGUGCAUAUACCGUGCACCACAUAUGUCCGUACAUUGUUAUAAAGUUUGUUGUUGACACCCCCUCCAGGCUUUGCCCGGUACCCCAUGGUGGGCUACAUCUAUAAGGUGAACAGCAAGAGCAGUGAUGAGAUCUGGCUCUGACUACUACGCCCCAGUCCAACCGGCCAAUAGGAACCUGUGAACGACUGCCAGUCAGCCAAUCAGCCAAUCCCAUCUUCAAAAAGGACCAAUAGAGAUGCUGAGAUGAUUACAGGCGCAGACCAGCAAGAGGAGAGAUGCUGAGAUGAUUACAGGCGCAGACCAGCAAGAGGAACCUAUCAGGAAGAUACUGUAGGUAGCUAUCUCACUCUGAGGUUGUCCAGAUGAACAUAUUACAGCGGGUAAUCACAUUCCAACUUGAUUCAGUGAAAAUCAGAAGCUCAGAAUAUCAGGUCCUAUGUUAAUUGGUUAGUGUAUUUCAAGCUGACAGGUAUAAAUCUGUAGCGUGGUCAGUUUGUGCUGUCUGUCUGUUUGGUGUGACAAUAUGU